Triticum urartu is the source of this 815-nucleotide messenger RNA. The record is from RefSeq and is a predicted model, not a curated record. Lineage: Eukaryota; Viridiplantae; Streptophyta; Magnoliopsida; Poales; Poaceae.
CAACCGCCCUCCUCCAUGGACGAGGACGACCACCACGGCAUGCACGUGGUCGAGUUCACCGUCGCCUACUCCGGUGCGGUGCUGGACCAAGGACCUCCGCCUCAACAGAUCCUAGCUUGGAUUGGUGGUCUUUGACUUUGCAACAGAUGUUAUUGUGCAUAUCGGUGAAGUCAGAUUCUACUUGCACAAGUGGGAAGUCGGAUCAUUUGCUGCUCAAAAUCCGACAAAUCGGAGGAGGAAUGCGCGAGAAGCAAGUCUAUCAUCAAUGGCAAGCUCAACAAGAUGAACCAUACAGGCGAGGAAGCUCCCAGGCGCAGCAACUCCUCCGUCCAAGUUGUGCGUUGGGCGUCGUCCACCCUGUUGGCCACCAGGACGUACGAGGCGACGAUUGGCAGUCUCGGUGGACCGGACGCCAACAUGCCGAUGAGGCUGAGAGCCACAAACAGGGUUGAUUGACGCGGACUACCGCGACCCGGUGGGCAGUGUGCUCUUCAACGACUCGGAGGUGGACUUGGCUAUGAAGACCGGCGACCGCGUCGCACAGAUGAUCAUCCAGGUAAUCUUGACGUUGGAGGUCGCCGAGGAGGAGGACCUCGACGCCACAGUUCAGGGGGAGGUCCACCUGCGUCUAAACUCCGAGUCUUGGUAGAUACAUCUAGAGAAGUGGUCUGUUUAGGUUGAUGGAAAGCUAGGGAAAGUACCCACCUUUUAAUGAUAGUUGUGUGCGUAUGAUAUGGGAUGUCGUGAUUUCUUCCUGUUCAGAUGUUCACUAUUGUAUCCAUGAAUGCUUCAAGUGUUAAAGAUGGUUCUAUGAC